AGCUUUAUAGUUAUGCGUACAGAUUAUUUGGCAAUCUAAUACGAGUUUUUUGUUGAAGUCUUUGUACUGCCACCCACGUUUCUUUGAAUAUAUCUUUGUUUUUGGUGAAACGAACCAUGUUCAGAUCAACGACGACGAAUCACAUUAGAUUGAUGGUGGUUGGCCAGGAAGGCGUAGGAAAAUCAGCGCUCAUUGUCAAAUACCUGACUGGACGAUUCAUAUCAGAAUACCAAUCCGAUUUUGAUUGGAAGUACUCUUACCAAACUAAUAUCGAAGGAGAACAAGUACAUAUGGAGAUCAUUGACUCACUUACUAUAGAUGAUACUCAUAUAGUGUGGGCGGAAGGAUUUAUGAUGGUGUAUGACGUCACAAACCAAGAUAGUUUACUCAAGAUCGAACAAAUAAAAGAGCGUCUUGACAGUGUCAGAUCCACUAAAAUAUUGACUAUGAUCAUGGUAGCUAACAAGACUGAUAUGGAGCACUGUAGAACCGUUAGUCGUGAACAAGCAGACGCUUUGGCAGCACGCCUUUCUUGCGGUCACGUCGAAUGCUCCGCAUGCGGCCCAGAAGCCGAAGUUCGUUUUGCAUUUGAUGAGCUGUGUCGUGAGGUCGCGCUUGCCCGACAACAAUCAGCCAAAAAGCGAGAGCGUCGCCGCAGCAGUCUCAGCCAGGUGCGGCAGGGGUUAAAGAUGCUUGUUCAAACCGGUAAAGCCAAGUCGCACGCUUAUACGACAACUUCACCAAACGGGACAAACGCCAGCACAAACGGCGGUGGAAUGUUGCGGCGUGGGAGUCGAUUCGGUCCACCCUCGCCCUUUUCGACACUCAUGUCGGCGCCAAUUUUAAACGAUUUACCCGAAAAUGAAAGCGACCACGAUUCCAGCGUUUUGUCGCGAUUGAUGGAAUGCAACUCAACAGCAAACCACCAAAAAGAGCGUGAAUCGUCAUCCGAUGGAAAGGAAGACGAAAACAAACAGAGCAACUAUUACAAACACAACAAUUAUGGGGCUUUGGUUUUAUAAUUUAAUCAAAGUAGACUUUCUACAUUACGUUUUUACUUGCUCGGUUCCUUAUGUAGCUAUAAUGGCAAUGUCAAUCCAAACCACUAUGCAGCUUUGGUUGGUCGCCAAAUAUUGAAAAACCAGUACACCAUUAAGUACAUGGAAGACCAUUGGUUCAAUGCGGCGCGUGGUUCGUCAGAUUGAACGAGUAAGGAUUACGUUUCUUCCACGCACAAUUACUGUUAAGCUUGAUGCCAUUACCGUCUGAAAAGAUAUUUACGCCUGCGGGUCAAAACGAAAUCGCUUUUGCUUUUAAAAACGUCGCUCCGUUUUUUACAGUCGCCCGUAUUUUUUCUUUACAAUAAUUGUCAUUUAUGAAACUUUGAAAAUUUCCAUUUACACAAAGAUUUAAGUAAAUUGUAUUUUCCGAUAACCUACUUAGUUCUCAUUGUUUUAUUUUUGUCUUUUCAUAAGUUUUGUUUUUUGUCAGCAAAAACAUUUUGUAAUGAAGAUUUAUUGGAAUAUAAUCUAUAUUGCAAAUAAUGAUGUGAAAAAAACGAAGUAAAAAAAGGUACUGUGUAACACUUUUGAGGUAGUACACAUAGUCAUUUCUUCCAAUAAUAAAUAUAGAGUUCAAAAUCAA
Ciona intestinalis (vase tunicate) is the source of this 1644-nucleotide messenger RNA. The record is from RefSeq and is a predicted model, not a curated record. NCBI's taxonomy places the organism in Eukaryota, Metazoa, Chordata, Ascidiacea, Phlebobranchia, Cionidae.